AUGGACAAUAUUGCCGAAUUUUCGCAAUUACUCGAAAAGUUACUAAGCUCAGACAACACCGUCCGAAAAGAGGCUGAGGAGGUGUUCGAAAAAAUCGACAAAUGUCAAAAGGCAUCGGCGCUAUUUGUCGCUGCCAAGACCAAUGAAUUAAGCGUUGAGGGCAGGAAGACAGCCUUAGUGCUGUUGAGGCGUCUGCUCACGUCCUCAUGGAACGAUGUCUGGGAUAAUUGGUCACCGGAAGUGAAAGAAUCUUUCAAGGCUGAGCUAUUGACGUUGGUAAGGAUGAACCAGCCGGAGAUAUUGAGGAAGCAGAUGUGCAAGGUGAUAGCGGAAGUCUCCCGAAAUAGCAUAGACGACGAUGCCGCACAAACUUGGCCGGAAGUGCUUAAGUUUAUGUUCGAAUGUGUGCAGUCGAAUGAGAACCACUGUAAGCAAACUGCUUUGGAUAUUAUAGAAAGCGUUCCGUCCGUGUUCGGCAACCAGCAGGCACAUUAUUUGCCAGUCAUAAAAAAUAUGUUGAUGGCUUGUCUGACUUUUCAAGAUUCGCUUGAUGUACGAAUGGCGGCCAUGAAAGCUACCGUCGCUUUUGUCAUCGACAAUGUUGAAGACAUGACGUUGGCGAAGAGCUUUCAGCCACUCACUCGGCCGAUCCUUGCCGUCUGUGCCGAAACGAUCGAGAAGGGUGAAGACGACUGUUGUUUGCUGGCGCUGACCGAACUGACCGGCUCAGUACCGAAAAUGUUCAGGGCCGAUUUGAGUGAGUUGCACAGCCUUUUCCUCAAGACCAUGGCAAACAAACAGAUCGACUCAAACUUUCGGCACGCGAUGCUAGAGGCGAUGGUCAGCUUGUGCGAAGAGGCACCUCCUUUGGUUCGAAAAGAAGGAUCACAGAUUAUCCCUGACAUGAUUCAACAGUGUUUGGCAUUGAUGGUCGACAUCGAGGAUGACGAAGACUGGGCAACAGCGGAUGAUUACGAAGACGAAGACAGUGAUAGCAGUGCUGUCGUUGGCGAGACCUCGUUGGAUCGACUGGCUUGCUGUCUUGGGGGAAAAGUGUUCCUUCAACCAUGCUUGCAGUUUAUUUCACCGAUGCUGUCGAAUGCUGACUGGAAGUACAGAUAUGCUGGCUUAAUGGCUCUGUCGACUAUUGGCGAAGGCUGUCACCGUCAAAUGGAAACGAUAUUGGACAAAGUGGUGGAUUGUCUCUUGCCGUACCUGCGUGAUGCGAACCCGCGCGUUCGCUAUGCAGCGUGCAAUGCCGCAGGUCAGCUGUCAACCGAUUUCGCGCCAACUCUACAGAAGCGAUACCACCAAAAGUUGCUUCCUGAACUGAUGCUGGUGCUUGAAGACCUGGAAAACCCUCGGGUAGCAGCACAUGCAGCGGCUGCACUUGUCAACUUCUGUGAAGAUGCUCCAAAGAACGUCGUGACUAUGUAUCUGGAAGCGUUGAUGCAGAAACUUGAAUUCGUGCUGCAGCAUACAUUCAAAGCGCUCUUAGAAAAAGGCAAGAAGCUGGUAUUGGAGCAAGUGAUAACAACAAUAGCAUCCGUGGCUGACAGUGCCGAAGAAAGCUUCAUCACUUACUAUGACAGAGUGAUGCCUUGCUUGAAGUACAUCUUGCAAAACGCUAUCCAGCCAGAACUUCGCAUGCUUCGUGGUAAAACGACGGAAUGCAUCUCAUUGAUCGGCCUUUCGGUUGGCAAGGAGAAGGUGUCGUAUAUGAUCAGUGCUUGGGCGAGACUAUGCAAGGUACUCGGAAAGGACUUUCAACAGUACCUCCCGCUGGUAAUGCCGACUGUUAUGAACACUGCUGCACUGAAGCCUGAAAUGACGCUUGUUGAAGAGGAAGACGCCGAAGGACUCCAGGAAGAGGACAACGAAUGGCAGUUUCUUAACAUUGGAGAUAAGCAAAGCUUUGGCAUUAGAACGGCGGGCCUUGAAGACAAAGCGACCGCAUGUCAGAUGCUUGUCUGCUAUGCCCGCGAACUGAAAGAAAGUUUCGCCGACUAUGUCGAACCUGUGACCAAGUUGAUGGUGCCGCUACUGAGGUUCUACUUCCACGAUGGCGUCAGAACGGCCGCUGCAGAAAGUUUGCCAUAUCUACUGGAAGCAGCGAAGGUUAAAGGCGCGGUGUUCGUUUCGCAAAUGUGGCGGUACAUAUUUCCUGAACUUGUUCAAAGCAUCCCAGCUGAUAGUGACAAUAACGUCAUUACUGAAUUGAUGUGGUCCCUUGCCAAGUGCAUCGAAUGUCUUGGUGCUAACUGUCUGAGUAACGAAGACAUGGAAAAAAUCGCAGACAUGUUGGAGAAAUAUUUGAUUAAGCAUUUCGAAAACGAAAUUAAGCGGGAAGAGACGAGGAAAGGAGAGGAUUACGAUGAAGAAGUUGAAAACGAACUGGCUGAUGAACACGACGAUGACACGUUUGUAUUGGGCAAAAUGUCUGACAUCUUGCACUCCAUGUUCCAGACUCAUACUGAAGCAGUAGUGCCUUACUUCGACAAACUCGUGUCAUAUAUAUUUCAAUUAGUCGAACCGACUAGACCAUAUGGCGAUCGGCAGUGGGGAAUUUGCAUGUUUGACGAUAUAUUCGAAUUUGGCGGAGCUGCAUCGGUGAAGUACUUGCCUCGCAUACUACCGUGCAUGAUAGCCGGCCUGCAGGAUGCCUAUCCUGAAGUUCGACAAGCGGCUGCUUACGGCAUAGGGAUAAUGGCGAUGUGCGGUGGUAACGCUUGUGCUCAGGCUUGUUCCGAAUCCUUACCUUACUUGAUCAAAAUGAUACGGGAUCCAAAUGCAAGGUCAACGGAAGCCAUGUCGAGCGCCACCGAGAAUGCUAUUUCAGCAGUAGCAAAGAUUAUGAAAUACAACUGCAGCAUGAUCGACGCUUCAUUAAUUUUACCAGCUUUCAUUUCAUGGCUUCCAAUCUGGGAGGAUAAGGAGGAAGUGCCACAUGUUGGUGAAUUUUUCUGCGACCUUAUCGAGAGCAACAAUCCUAUCGUUGUCGGUCAAGAUCAUGCAGGCCUACCCAGGAUCUUACAAAUUAUCUGCGAUUUUGUCAUAAAGCAGGCUUUCUCUAACGCGAGCGAUCCCGUCCUGCAGCGGAUGUUGAAUGUUGUACGGCAGCUACAAGCGAAUCCCGAUUUAUUCAAUUCCUGCGUUUCAUCGCUGACCCCGGAACAGGCGACCGCCCUACACGCUGCCCUGCAGUAA
Molecule: messenger RNA, 3207 nt
Organism: Soboliphyme baturini
Lineage: Eukaryota; Metazoa; Nematoda; Enoplea; Dioctophymatida; Soboliphymatidae
Source: the annotation of a GenBank genome assembly